Messenger RNA from Manihot esculenta (cassava), 1843 nucleotides. Its product is annotated as serine/arginine-rich splicing factor RSZ21. Gene Ontology annotation, molecular function: zinc ion binding; RNA binding. The transcript is spliced from 6 exons. NCBI's taxonomy places the organism in Eukaryota, Viridiplantae, Streptophyta, Magnoliopsida, Malpighiales, Euphorbiaceae. The coding region runs from base 201 to 734 and encodes 177 amino acids. Gene Ontology annotation, biological process: mRNA splicing, via spliceosome. Gene Ontology annotation, cellular component: nuclear speck. The record is from RefSeq and is a predicted model, not a curated record.
AACACGAGCCGAUUCCAGAUAAGACAUCGCACGGACAAAGAGAUUAUGCAAUCCAAACAGAGCAAGCUUAUAUUACAAAACACAGGCCUAAUCCUAGGAUUUUGAGAAUUCUGCGGUUCGGUGCAGGGCAAAUUUAAUCUCUUCCUGUCCUUCAAGCCGAGGGAACCUGCUUGAGGUUGGUGCACAUUUUCGUUGUGAUAAUGGCUCGGGUUUACGUUGGGAAUUUGGAUCCGAGAGUCUCAGAGAAGGAUAUCGAAGAUGAAUUCAAAAUGUAUGGUGUUCUUAGAAGUGUGUGGGUUGCACGGAGGCCACCAGGAUAUGCAUUUGUUGAGUUUGAUGAUCGCAGGGAUGCUAUGGAUGCAAUUCGAGCAUUAGAUGGAAAGAAUGGGUGGCGCGUGGAGCUUUCUCAUAAUUCCAAGGGUGGUCGAGGUCAUGGUGGCCAUGGACGUAGUGGUGAUGACUUGAAAUGUUAUGAAUGCGGGGAACCUGGUCAUUUUGCUAAAGAGUGUCGCCUGCGCAUUGGGUCACGAGGUUUGGCAAGUGGGCGUCGCAGAAGUCCCAGCCCACGACGCCAUAGCAGUCCAAGUUAUGGGUACAGACGCAGGAGUAAUAGUCCUCGUGGCAGAAGAUCUCCAAUACGCCACAGCCUAUCACCUCGCCGUGGUCGCAGCUACAGCAGAUCUCCUCCAUACCGUCGUUUUCGUCGUGAUUCACCAUAUGCCAAUGGAGAUUAAGGCUGGAAGCCAAAUUGAAGCAAGAGUGGAAGGACAUUAAAGGAGGCAUUAUCUGCUAUACUGUAGUUCUAAUAGGACAGGUUGAUGUUAGUUAUGUUCAUGUCCUGACAAUGAGGUUUGUUAGAAACUUGGUUUGGAUGGCCUCAUGGAAGUGUUGCUAAAGAAUAGGACAAUCGUCGUUGGCUUGCUCUCCCAGCUGCUUACUGGAUCUUGGAGGUCUCUUUCAUACUUUAAAUUGCAACCUUAUUGCUGUUUAUAAUGCUUAGUCUUAACUUAUUUGUAGUAGUAAUAAUCUGUUUGGAUAGCUGUUUCUAAAAGAUUUGUGUGUUUGUUUUGAGGUGCUGUACUGUGGUUUAGGCUAAAACGGCAUCAUUUCUCCACUUUACUGCUUCUUAGCUGCACACAGUUUUUGUCCAUCUCUGCUUCUCUGCACGUUAUCUGUCCUCGUCGCCCCUGCAUGUUAUUCAGCUUGACCCGCAUGUUGAAACUACAAAAUUUCAGAAACUUGGUUGUGUAUGCCACUUUCACUGCAUUCUUCUGCACGGAGCUAUUGUGUUCUGUCCUACCUCCGACCCUGCAUAUUAUUCGGGCUUGAAUCACAUGUUGAAAUUAAUGAACGUUCGGAAACUUGGUUGUCUAUACACCUUUUACUGCAUUCUUCUGCAACAAAGCUUCUGCUACCCUUGCAACCUUUGCAUUUCUGCUAGCUGCUUCAAGAAGGUGGAGCUGUUUAUUAUUGUCCCCAUUUCUUAGUCUUGUUUGUUCAAGUAAGCAUUGAACCUGCAAUGCAUUCAUCCUUGUAUGGUUUGCAUCAACAACGUGCCCUUAUCUGGCAUGAUCUCCACUCUUCAUCCAUGAGUUGAAGUGGUAUGAUGCCUUUCGGGUUCUCAGUUCUCUAGCAGGUGAAUGGCUUCAAGUAUGUAUGGAAGAAAUCCAAGGAAUUUUUUCACCAUUUUAUAGUGCAAGACAAAUGGCAGCUAUGUAUGAGCAAUCAGGGAAUGGGUCUAAAGAUAAUUCUGCCCAGAAUUGUUUGAGUGGCACUUGAGAGAAUUAUGUUGCUUUGGUUAAAUAACUGAAGUUGAUUUUGUUAUAUCCCUGAGUUUUGUCGA